Gongylonema pulchrum is the source of this 228-nucleotide messenger RNA. Lineage: Eukaryota; Metazoa; Nematoda; Chromadorea; Rhabditida; Gongylonematidae. The record is from the annotation of a GenBank genome assembly.
AUGGAUGAGAAGCAGACGGCUGAUUUCGUUGUGCCCGCUGCUAUUGUAGAUUUUCAGGAAAAGAAGCAGCAGCACCAAUCACCACAGGAUAUAAAGGAGCGUGCAAUUGCUUCCGCUUUGGCGACUUCAGAAAAUGCAUCUGAAACGGACAGAUCGACCUGUAAGUUUGCUUUUAUAGUUAAAAUGGGGAUAUUUCCUGCAGAAACAUGGAGCAAUCGUGAUAUCUGA